AUGUCCAGUCCUAAAGCCGAUGAGGUUUUAUUCGCCUACAUUGCUGUGGCCCCUCACGCAGUGAGCCUGGUGCUGAUUCGGAUGGACAACGACAUACAAUGGCCCGUCUACUACAUGAGCAAAUCGUUGCAUAAGGCUGAGAUCCGUUACCUCCCCCUGGAAAAGGCCAUCCUGGCGAUCAUACGAGUCACGCGAAAGCUCCCCCACUAUUUUCAAGCGCACACAGUUGUCGUAUUAACCCAACUCCCGCUUAGGUUAAUACUCCAAAGUGCUGAUUACACAGGGAGAAUAGCUAAGUGGGGGACCAUUUUUGGCGCCUUCGACAUCAGGUACAUGCCUCGCAACGCUGUGAAGGGCCAAGUCCUUGCGGAUCUGCAAGGGCCCACCUGUUGGAAAGCAUAUGUUGACGGCGCAGCAAAUCAAAGGGACUCUGGGGUGGGGCUUGUCUUGAUUUCCCCCAAGGGGAUUACCAUCGAGAAAUCACUAAGGCUAGAUUUUUCGGCCACAAAUAAUAAGGCAGAAUAUGAGGUCUUGUUGGAAGGAAUGUCUAUGGUCGAGAAACUGGGCGAGAAAUCCAUAGAUAUGUUCUCGGACUCAAGACUUGUUGUAGGACAAGUAAAUGGGGAAUUGGAGGCAAGGGAUGAAAGAAUGCAAGAGUACCUGGUCCAAGCUAAACGCUUGCGGACGCGUUUUAACUAUUUUAGCCUAAUGCAUGUAUCUAGGAGCAGAAACACCCAUGCCAAUUCUCUUGCCACGCUAGCCACCUCCUCGGUGCAAUGCUUACCUCGAGUCAUACUCGUGGAAGAUCUACAUAAGCCCUCGGUGGUCAAGUCCAAGUUGAUGCAUGUUCACAGCAUCUGGGCAGGGCCUAGCUGGAUGGAUCCUUUAAUAUUAUUUUUAAAGGAGGACAUCUUACCCAAAGAGAAGAGCGAGGCUGACAAGAUUAGAAGAAAGGCUUGUCGAUUCUGGCUGUUCAAGGACUUGAAAUUGUAUAAACGCUCAUUUUCAGGACCGUACUUGCUAUGUGUGCACCCUGAUGCCACAGAGCUUAUCUUGGAGGAGUUGCAUGAAGGAAUUUGUGGGAGCCAUACAGGGGGCAGAUCCUUGUCCCAUAGAGCCAUAACCCAAGGUUAUUGGUGCCUGAGCAUGUAG
Quercus robur (English oak) is the source of this 1152-nucleotide messenger RNA. RefSeq lists its product as uncharacterized. The record is from RefSeq and is a predicted model, not a curated record. Lineage: Eukaryota; Viridiplantae; Streptophyta; Magnoliopsida; Fagales; Fagaceae. Gene Ontology annotation, molecular function: nucleic acid binding; RNA-DNA hybrid ribonuclease activity. The transcript is spliced from 2 exons. The coding region runs from base 1 to 1152 and encodes 383 amino acids.